AUGGAAAACACGGCCAUACUGGCCCCCAACGAAACGGUCUACCUGACCACAGAUGGCAACUUGGCCACCCCCGCGGAGGGGCUGCGCGGCAGAUUGCGCCGAUACUUGGAAGCCAAGCCCACCGUGUGGAUGAUGAACCUCCUCACCUUCGUCACGGGCAUCUUUCUUUGCGUAGCGAUCUUUCUUGGCAUACUCGCCGGCUUCAGCCUUCUCCGCUGGAUAGGUGGGAUCGUUCUUUUGUUCUGCAGCGUGAUGGUGGUCAUGGCUGCUUUCCCCAUUCCGCAAAUAAGGGACAUCGUUUUCCGCUGGGCGAUGUUCCUUGCUGCCUACAAUGGCCGGGGCAUCUUCACCUUCUGCGUGGGCCUGCUGACGACAAUCAUGGGACCUCUCGGAGUGCUGGCUGGUAUCUUGGCCAUGCUGGUUGGCGCAAUGCACCUGAUGAUGUAUGUCUACUUCCGCGACAUCAUCGAAGAGGACUACAAGAAGAUUGAGGGCAGACGUCAGGGGGGCUAUGCAGUGGACCAGGUGGAGGUUGCGAUGGAGCCUGAUCCCAACGUGCUUGGCGAUUUCUACGCCACCACACCACACAAGGGUCUUGGGUCCACCUACAGCACCUCCUAUGGGUCUGUUGGCGAUAGCAAGGCCACCACUACGUAUGGGUCAACUGCUCCCACCUACGAAGUUCUCCCCGUGGGCAAGUGA
Molecule: messenger RNA, 702 nt
Organism: Acanthamoeba castellanii str. Neff
Lineage: Eukaryota; Discosea; Longamoebia; Acanthamoebidae
Exons: 4
Coding region: 1-702 (233 amino acids)
Source: RefSeq, a predicted model, not a curated record